This is a messenger RNA of Anguilla rostrata (American eel), 1006 nucleotides long. RefSeq names its product T-lymphocyte surface antigen Ly-9-like. NCBI's taxonomy places the organism in Eukaryota, Metazoa, Chordata, Actinopteri, Anguilliformes, Anguillidae. The record is from RefSeq and is a predicted model, not a curated record. The transcript has 4 exons. Bases 113 to 1006 code for a protein of 297 amino acids.
UAAACCUCAGAAGAAGAAAAAGAAGACGCGGAAAAGGAAAAACAAUGAGGAAAGAGAAGGGCGAACAGCAAGAAUGAGCGAUAGGCCUAUGCGUUUAAAAUAAGAAACAAAGAUGAAGAUUAUCCUCUGUAUUUUCCUGCUGAACAUUACAGCAGUGAAUGUGUUUGGCCAGUCGGUGGAGCUGAACCGCAUUCUGGGAGAGAGUGUGAAGUUCCCAGCUGCAGUGAAAAAGGGCGGAUAUUUGAUGUACGGCGGUGACCCCAUUGGAGACAGUAGCCUUGGGACGCCCGGUAUUGGGAAUUACAGAGGCAGACUGGACUGGGACAGCUGCACUGGACUCUUCUCCCUCUCUGGGCUGAAGAUGGAGGACAUUGGAGAGUAUAAAGUACAUAAUACAGACCAGAACAUAACCGUCUUCCAGCUGAAUGUGUACAUUAAUGUAUCAAAGCCGCAUGUCAGCAUCACUCAGAAUGAGUACCCCUGCACUAUAGAGUGCACUGCAGAGAGAGGGACAGAAGCGACUCUGUCUUGGUACAGAGAGGGUGAGACGAAGCCCUACAGCAGGUCAUCUGUACGCAGUGCCCCACACCUGGAUCUGCCUCAGACUGUGGAGAGGAGCGGUACAUACACCUGUGAGGCCAAGAACUCAGUCAGUAAUGAGAAGGCCUCAAUCACUGUGGGGAACCACUGCACAGCAGUGAGUGUGUUUGGCCAGUCUGUGGAGCUGGAUGGCAUUGUGGGAGAGAGCAUAGAGUUCCCAACCAAAGUGGAAACCAGCGGGAGUUUGAUACACAGCAGUGUCACCAUUGGACUUGUCCAGGGUGGGGAACUUAUAUCUCUCACUCACCCGGAGUUCAAGGGCAGGGUGCAGUGGAACAAAAGCACUGGACUCUUCUCCCUCUCUGGGCUGAGGCUGAAUGACUCUGGAGUCUACAAUGUGCAAAAUGACGGGCAGAAAUCAGUCUCUUUGCUCCUUUCACCCCAGACCUACUUCCCCUCAUUGUAG